UGGUGAGUUCGCACCUUCUACUACUCCGUAGGUACGUAGGUACGUAGCUCUGUGACUCUCCAACUGCGGAGCGUCCCUCCCGCCAAGCAUCACCUCCAACCCCAACCCACCUCAUCCAGACUCUAAUGGACAGCCAACCAUGUAGCAUCUGAGGUUGAACAUCAUGUCCUUCGGGUAGCCUUACUAUCCGACAACGCACUCGUGAUGGUUCCAGAUCUAUCUCCGUCAACAACGUGCAAGUACAACUGUCUCGUGCACCAGAAGUCAUGACAACGCGACUGGUCAACGCGCCUGUACUAGGCCUUCACCUUAUCCUCCCUCUGGCAUCCCCCAUUGCUCACCAUGUCGCUUAGGGCACCCUCUUCUAAUCCAUCUCUACUUGCUAUCCUUCUAGUUGUACAGGCACGUACAGGAUCUGCCGCUCAAAUCGUCUUCCAUUACCCUCCAGACCCUCUAGCAGCCGCCACUGCCAAUCACUCCUCACACAACGCCCAAGAAGACAAUGCCCAAUCCUCCAGUAGCGACUCCGACUCUCAGUCAGAGUCCUCUGACGACGACUUUGAACUAUUCAACAAACGAAUAAACAGUGGGCUAAAUCUGGCUCCCGAAGUACGUUCACUGCAUUCAGACGAGGAGGAAGAUCUGUACUCGUCAAAGAAGGACAAGAACAACACACAAGAGUGGAAACCCUCCUGGGAACCACUACUUGGUCUCGGGGAGGAUGGCCUGGUAAGCCUCCUCGCCCCCGGUCGUGCCUGGCACAAGCGCAAGUUUGAGCUUGGAAUCAACGACUUGACCUUUGUCGGACGGCCUGUCUUUGCCAGGGAAGAUGGACAUUGGAGAAAGUUGAAGCCCAGGAAGGAUUUGGCCAGUGACGAUGACAAUGAUCAAGAUAUGUCUGAUACAAACCAAAAUCACGGAGAAGGCACAGAGGACGAGGAAGACAGUGUUGGUGAGCAAGAUCCCACCCAAGACAAAUCCAACAAGAACAAGGACGCUGCCUUUCCAAAGAGCCAGUUGACCAUGUUCCACCUGGUCUUUGUCAUGGAUCCUCCCGCUCUUCAACAUCAAGCCCGUGUCAAGGAAAUGUACGAUCAUGUCGCAAGGAAGUUUUCCAAAAUCCUCAAAUAUGAACAGGCAAGGAACAACUACGUAUGGGAGCAGGCCGAGUUAUUGCAAACCAUCAAGGCCCACCACCUGCACGACAAAUCCUCCACGGCUGCACUGUACACCGAAAUGGCCCGGCGAUCUUCGCUAGCAGCAGCAAUUGCCAAAACCUAUGAUAACAUCUCCGCUUCCAAGAUUGCUGCAGUGACUCUCGACUCCAAGGUUUCUGUGUCCUUGCAGAUCCCUCCACUCACCUCAACUUCAUACUUGCCGUCAUUGAACGAGCCCCCUCUCGAUCCUGGCCUAUGGCUGACCACAGCUACUGACCCCGUCUCGACUGCGUCCGACAUGGACACUGCAUCAGUCACUGGAGCCUUGCAACUCUCCAAGAAUUUCACUUUACUCCUCAGAUCAAGCCCUCAGAGAAUCCUCAAAGACAUUCAUGCUACUGGUGGCGCUCUGUCUGGACCUCUGACCACCUUUGUCACCAAAGCGGAGCCAACCAAAUCCUUUUAUAAGAUGUCAGUCAUUUCCAAGAUUCCUUUGGCGGAUAUUCAACACCUCGCUCGACAUCUGGUAUACUGGCGACGGGCCAUUGCUAUACCUCCACUACAUCAACGAGACACGUACAUUGUCUCUCCAAACGCUGAUAUGUCCAAACUAAUUUCGGCUUCUCGUGCAUACGAAACCGCGUUUCCCAUGAUGCCCUCUUUACCCAAGAUGCUACUUUCCUUGAGUGGCACUCCCAUUCCCUAUGGCAGUCUGAUUCCGAGUAGCGAUCACAAGGAGGAAUAUUACAAGGUUCUUGCCUGGUUGAUGCGUGGUGGCUGGGUCACUCAGCUGCGCACGUUUGCCUUUGUGCGUGUUGACCCCAGCGUGAAGAAAGCAGUAAGGGAAAGAGAUCGGGACGAAUCAAAAGGAGUCAAGACUCCCAACGAACGAAAGUCGCCCUAUUUCACAGGAGCUGAACGUGAGCUCUCGACGAGUUCUGGCAGCAGCAACGCCAACGUCGACAGUUUUGCAAAUUCUGUAUCCCCAUUCAAACAGCGACCCAGCUUGGCUAGUCGACCUUCGAGUGACGGGCGGCAAUCCAUCUCGACAGACCACACUAGCAUACGAGGACAGCUUCCAACCCACAACCCCAAAGCGGCGAGCUUGAUCUUGCGCCCAACCAAAGCGUCCUUGGAAGAGUCCAAAUGGUUGGAAUAUAUUGGAUCUAAAAUGGAGACCCCCGCCAAUGGGCAACACUCAGAUCUGUCGUCAACUCCAUCGUCUGAACAUGCAACUGCACAUGUUGAGCAGUACUGGCAACUCUUUCUCAGAUACUUCAAUGGGUCCGAGGCUCUCGAACGAAUUCCAGUUCGAGAAGGGCUAAAGAGGAAGUUUGUGUGGAACAUGCUGGAAAGAAUGGGGCUGGGUUUUGAUCAAGGAGUCGAGGAUGACAAGGGACAAAACCAUCGAACUUUGGUCGCGAUUCGACAUUGGUGAUGAUGCACAGAAUAGCUGGGAGAUGUUAGAAGUUGAGAAGAGAGUCGAAUGACGGUGGAAAUGACUCAAGAAUGGACAAGUCAUCAAUUUCUAUUGAAAACGCCAGGAAUCCCUUGGUUUCAGUCAGGACUUCACAUCGUCGGGUAUCGCUUUCUCUUUCUCGCUGGAGAUCAAGUCCUUCCACAAGAUGGUGCAGAUAAAACCAUUCUAGAUCGAAACGCCAUUUCCUCCACAACGCUCAACACUUGCUCCAUGAUACCGUUCUAUAACUUGGCCCAUUUUUCUCUGUUCUGUUCCUUCAACACAGCGGCUUCAUGACCGAUUUGUCCCUUGUUCUGAUCCUUUUCUGGAGCGGUAGGCCGGUCACUCUUCUUCGGGGCACUCUUAUAUCCGUCUCGAACGUUGUCUGUGUUGAUGACGUUUCCAUUCGCAUCUCGUUGAAUGCCGAGUUCCAUCAGCUUGGCAAAGACCUUUGCAAAAUGAUCAAAGAACAGGUCUUUAUCUUUUGCAUACUUUUCCACCCAGACUCUCAUCUUGGCGUCGUCCAAAAGUGCCAUAUCGGAAGGAAGCAUCAUCAACGUGGCCUCUUCAAUCUCUUCUGCCGAAGGUUCCUUUCCAUCAUUCGCCUCCCUGACGUCCUGCAGAGUAUCCUCGUCCACAUAGACAAAUUGUUCCACACCAUUAUCCAACGUUUUCUUCUUCCAGUCAUUCGCAAGCAAGAGUCGGAAAUACUGGUUACUGAACCUGGUAGGAUUAUUGACCCAUUUUCCAUCGAAUCCAGAACGGUCGGCAUGGCAGCGACCGAGGUUAUGAGCGCCACUCAGGGCGACGAUUUCUUGGUCGUUGAAUCCCAUGCGGUAGAAGAUCCAACGCAGAUGAUCAGCGCCUUUACUUCCGUCAGGUAAUCGACCUCGUGGUGGGAUUCUCUUGUCUGAUUCAUCGGCGAAAUCGGUUCUUCCACCCUUCCAUUCAAUAUGUGGACCUCCCAUGGCCUCAAUGGCCACCACUGCGGCUAGUGUCCACAGGUCUGAAUAUGUUAUCCAAGGGAAUUGAUGUUUAAUGGGCUCGAGGAAAGCUCGCGCGUGUUGGAGACCAGCGUUGGCUGGGUCGCCACCUUCACUUUCCCAGCGCAUUCCAGCCCCAUUGCUGCCGCCGCUGUGAGUUGCUUUGUCAAAGGUGCCCGCCGAGUGCCAGGCUAGUCGCACUAGGACUGGACCGGCAGAUCCGUCGUCAUAACUUGGUUGGGAGAGGAGAGAUGAGAUGGCGGCUCGGACUUCGGAUAGUUGAGAGGUUGAUGGUGGAUUUUCUGGUGAAGGAGUGUGAGAUGGUGGAGGGGCGGGAGCAGACAUUGUGGUGGUUGUAGUCGGCAGACUGUGAAGAGUGGCAAAUGCGCACAACGGCAACUCGAAUUGUAUCAGUGGUUGAUAGGUGAGUGAGUCGGUGAGUGAGUGAGGGAUUUUAUGUUCCAAGGUAUGAACCUCGAUGAUGACUUGAAUCUAUACCUGUCUAUGAGCAAGAAUCAAAGGAUAUCAAUGAUAAAAUGAGGAUAAGAGAUAGAAGAGAGAAGAGGAAGAAGCGAAAGAGAGAGGAAAGAUUAGCAAUAGAAGGACUCUCGAAGGCGAAAGAAGUGUCCAUAUGAACUAAGAACGAGUACUGUACAAACU
Messenger RNA from Exophiala mesophila, 4259 nucleotides. RefSeq lists its product as uncharacterized. NCBI's taxonomy places the organism in Eukaryota, Fungi, Ascomycota, Eurotiomycetes, Chaetothyriales, Herpotrichiellaceae. The record is from RefSeq and is a predicted model, not a curated record. Bases 343 to 2595 code for a protein of 750 amino acids. Gene Ontology annotation, cellular component: GATOR1 complex. Gene Ontology annotation, biological process: TORC1 signaling; negative regulation of TORC1 signaling; positive regulation of autophagy. The transcript has a single exon.